Messenger RNA from Panicum virgatum (switchgrass), 1594 nucleotides. RefSeq names its product UDP-glycosyltransferase 91C1-like. The record is from RefSeq and is a predicted model, not a curated record. Gene Ontology annotation, molecular function: UDP-glycosyltransferase activity. The transcript is spliced from 2 exons. Bases 30 to 1481 code for a protein of 483 amino acids. NCBI's taxonomy places the organism in Eukaryota, Viridiplantae, Streptophyta, Magnoliopsida, Poales, Poaceae.
GGCAACCUCCAGCCAUUCUAGAGCCGGCCAUGGCAGGAAGCCAAGCAGCUUCUCCGUCCUCUCAUCUCCACGUCGUGGUGUUCCCAUGGCUCGCCUUCGGCCACAUGAUCCCGUUCCUCGAGCUCUCCAACCGGCUCGCGCGGCGCGGCCACGCCGUCACCUUCGUGUCCACGCCGAGGAACGCCGCCAGGCUGGGCGCCGUCCCGCCGGAGCUCUCCGCGCUCGUCCGCGUCGCCGCGCUGGAGUUGCCGCAGGUCGAGGGGCUUCCGGACGGCGCCGAGUCGACGGCCGACGUCCCGCCGGAGAAGGUCGGGCUGCUCAAGAAGGCGUUCGACGGCCUAGCCGCGCCGUUCGCGCAACUCGUCGCGGAGGCCUGCGCCGGCGGCAAAGACGAGGUCGCGGCCUUCUCGAGGAAGCCCGACUGGAUCGUCCUCGACUUCGCGCAGAACUGGAUUUGGCCAAUCGCUGAGGAGCACGAGAUUUCGUGCGCCACCUUCUGCAUCCUGCCAGCGGCUUUCUUGGCAUUCGUCGGCCCGGAGCACGAGAACGCGGCGCACCCGCGGAGCACGGCGGAGGACUUCAUGGCCGCGCCGCCGUGGAUCGACUUCCCCUCCACCAUCGCGCACCGCCGCCACGAGGCCCAGGCCAUCGCCGCCGUGUUCCGGCCGAACGACUCCGGCGUGUCCGACAUGGACCGAUUCUGGGAGUUGCAGCAGCGCUGCCGCCUCGUCGUCCUCCGCAGCUGCCCCGAGGCCGAGCCGCGGCUGAUCCCUCUCCUCACGGACAUCUUCGCCCGGCCGGUCAUCCCUGCCGGCCUCCUCCUGCCAGACGACGUCGUGGGCGACGACGACGCCGCCCCCGGCGGCGACCAGUCCUUCUCGGCCGCCGUCCGUUGGCUGGACGAGCAGCCCCGGGGGUCGGUCAUCUACGUGGCUCUCGGGAGCGAGGCGCCUGUGACGGCGGAACACGUGCGGGAGCUCGCGCUCGGGCUUGAGCUCUCCGGCGUUCGGUUCCUCUGGGCGCUCCGGUGGCCCUUCGGGCACUCCGGCGAGCUCCUCCCGGACGGGUUCGAGCGCCGCGUCGCGGGGCGCGGCGUCGUGCGCGCCGGGUGGGUGCCGCAGGUGCGCGUGCUGGCGCACGCCGCGGUGGGUGCGUUCCUGACGCACUGCGGCUGGGGAUCCACCGUGGAGAACCUCUUCCGGUUCGGGCACCCCCUCGUGAUGCUGCCGUUCGUCGCCGACCAGGGCCUCAUCGCGCGGGCCAUGGCGGCGCGCGGCGUCGGCGUCGAGGUGACCUGGAACGAGGACGACGGGUCGUUCCGCGGGGACGACGUCGCGGCGGCGGUGCGGCGGGUGAUGGUGGAGGAGGAAGGCGUGGAGCUCGCGCGCAACGCCGGCGAGCUGCAGAAGGUUGUGGGGGACAACCCGAGGCAGGAGCGAUACACCGAUGAGCUGGUCGAGUACCUGCAGCGUUACAAAUGAAAGGCGUGCAGCAUGAACGUGUUACUUGUGAACGUGUGUCUGAAGUCUGAAGAAUGUCGCGUCAAAUUUGUUUGGGAUUUGCAUUGGCUAUCUCCUGUUGAACUACCUCUCGC